AUGAUGAAUCCCGAUGAAGAGCAAAGUGUCAGCCAGGGUAAUGAAAAGGAGCAAAGGCAGCACGCGAUAAGGCUGGAAGAAACGGCUGCUCCUUUAGUCUGGCGCCUACCUCAGGACUUCAGUGAUCGCUUAGGAAUAUGGUUUUCGGUCACCUGGUCGAUACUGGCAGCUCUAUUAUUUGCACUCGUAUGGUAUUUCUUUUUAACUGCACAUAAGUUCGACUACCACCGCUUGGUCUCUCAAAGAUUCGACUCACCGCAUGCGAGUUCCUCUGUCGAUUCAGAUGCGCAAAGAGCUUCCACUGACAGCGUAUCGGAACAACACGUCGAUGUUGGUUCUAAACGAAUGAGCACCAUCAACCACAUUUUUGCUAUUCUGAAGUAUUGCAGUUUACACUGGUUCUGGUUCACGCUAGGUUUCAUAUUCCUAAUCAUUUAUGCAGGUGCUCGAGUAUACAUAGCAAAUUAUACUGGCGAGGUCAUAGGAAAUAUUGUGAAGAAAGCCGGGGUCGCAGCUUUGGUACACUCCGUACUGAUAAUGGGAGCUUUGACUAUGCUGAGCACUGUUUUCGGGGGUCUUCGUGGUGGUUGCUUUGCCUAUGCUACUGCACUUGUCGAUCGGCAAAUUCGCAUGAACCUCUUCCGUUCCUUAGUCCAUCAAGAAAUCGCAUUCUUUGACAUCACCAAAUGUGGCGAAAUGGUAUCUCGUUUGACAGCCGAUUGCCAGACGGUGGCUGCUUCAGUUUCGGUGAAUCUCAAUGUGUUCCUAAGGAAUGGUGUAAUGCUUGUUGGCUCCAUAGCGUUUAUGUUUGUCUUGUCAUGGCGAUUAUGUUUGGUAACAUUCAUCAUGGUUCCCCUUCUUGGCUUCAUUACUAAGUGGUACGGCUCUUAUUAUGAUAAGCUGUCAGAAAAGACGCAGACUCUUAUUGCUGAUGCAAAUCAGAUUGCGGAAGAGGUUUUGUCCACUAUGCGAACAGUGAGAUCAUUUGCAUGCGAACGACGGGAGGCUGAUCGGUUUGAGAGUAAACUUGGAGCUACUUUGAGAAUGAACAAGAAAAAGGCCAUCGCUUAUAUGGGUUACGCGUGGAAUAAUGAGUUUUGUGAAAACGCCAUUUUGGUAGCAGUUUUAUACUAUGGUGGACACCCAGUUAUGUCAAAUAUGAUGACCGCGGACCAGUUAAUCACUUUUCUCCUGUAUCAGAUACAACUUGGCGAGAACCUAUAUAGCAUCGGCUAUGUUAUGACUGGCUUGAUGGAAUGCGUUGGUGCCUCAAGAAAGGUGUUUGAAUACAUGUUGCGUGUUCCUGCCAUUGAAAAUGAUGGAAAAGAGGAACCACCUCUUCAAGGUCAUGUGGAGUUCAAAGAUGUGCACUUUACCUACCCCUCAAGGCCAAACAAUCCCGCACUCAAGGACUUGGAUCUGGUCAUACAAGCAGGCCGGACAACGGCUUUGGUCGGACCAAGUGGUGGAGGGAAGUCCUCCAUAGUAGCGCUGCUACAACAUUUCUACGAGCCUGAUGCGGGAACGAUUACAAUAGAUGGCGUGAAUGUCAGGGACAUUUCGCAUAUGUACUUCCACCACAAGAUUGCGAUGGUGGCUCAAGAACCUGUGCUGUAUAACGGAUCCGUUCGUUACAACAUUCUAUAUGGAUGCGAUUGGGCUACUGAAGAGGACAUGCUUCGUGCGGCUCAUACAGCCAAUGUUCAUAAUUUUGUGAUGGAGCUGGAAAAGGGAUACGAUACGGAUUGUGGAGAUAAGGGUCUACAAAUGUCUGGCGGACAAAAACAACGUAUCGCUAUUGCGAGAGCAUUGGUCAGAAAUCCUGUGCUUUUAAUUCUUGAUGAAGCCACAUCAGCUCUCGAUGCCGAGUCUGAGGCACUGGUGCAAGAAGCUUUGAACAAGUGCGCACAAGGACGCACAGUGUUGAUAAUAGCUCACAGAUUGUCUACGAUAGAGAAGGCGGACCAUAUAGCAGUGAUAAAUAAGGGGUCCUUAGUACAGACUGGAAAUCAUGCAGAGCUGAUGAAAGAUCAGAAUGGGCUAUACUACUCUUUGGUUUCUAAACAACUGCUUUCAUCAAAAAUCAAAGAAGGAUGAAGCAAUUAUCCUCAUCUCCUUAUAUUUAAUUUUAAUGCAUUCAAUUAGCAUUCGAUGGUCGUUCGGUAUAUUUGAUUGUAAAUGGACUGCAGUUUUAGUAUGACUCGACUGUUGGGUUUCCUGUAUCACUUGAACUUUGUGAAUACCCUUUCACUCAAUCCUGUGAACAUUACCAGCUUGAUUCAAGUUCAUUACAUUGUAAUAAUGUUAGUAGCCCGAAGUUGUAGUGCAAACUAGUCUGCUCAGUUGUUAUGGGUAAAUUAGUGCUAUAAGUUGUUAUGAUUGUGACGCAUCGAAAAAUGAAUCUCCCUUAGAC
Messenger RNA from Cylicocyclus nassatus, 2413 nucleotides. The record is from the annotation of a GenBank genome assembly. Lineage: Eukaryota; Metazoa; Nematoda; Chromadorea; Rhabditida; Strongylidae.